UCAGAAGGGGAGAGAAAAAGCAUAAUAACAGAGGCAGAUAUUGGGAAUGGCAAGCUUAUGUCAGUGUGUCACUGCUGGCUGUAAAUUUGAAUGCAAUUUGAACAACCCUAAAAGAUUGCAUGAGACAGCAGGAAUUAGAACUGGACAUUACUGACACAAUCCUCUAGGCAGCUGAGGCCAUAUUUGCGUAAAUAUGCCUCGGAGAAAGAGGAACGCAGGAAGCAGUUCUGACGGCACGGAGGAUUCGGACUUUUCUGCAGAUCUCGAGCACAACGACAGUUCUGAGAGCAACGCGAAAAAGCGCAGGAAUACUCGACUGACCCGUGCCUCAGCGCGCCUCAGCCAAAGUUCCCAAGAUUCCAGCCCGACAGGGAACGCUCCUACCAGCCGUGUCCCUGAGGAGGCGCUGGCGAGCUUCAUCCCACGAAGAGUCACCCGCAGCCAGAACCGGCAUCAGACCCUGAAGCUGGAGGUGGCGGCUGCCUCCAAGACCUACCCCCUGCGCCAGAGCCGCUCGUCCGGCUCCGACUCAGAGCAGCCGGCAGAGGCCGCCGAGCGGGGACGGAAACAGGGGGUUGAUCCGGACGACACCCCGCCGAGGACACCCACAGGCAACGCCCCUUCCUCUGAGUCCGACAUCGACAUUUCCAGCCCCAACGUGUCUCACGAUGAGAGUCUAGCGAAGGAGCUGGCCCUCAAGGACGCAGGAAGUGACCUGUCGCACCGCCCAAAACGACGCCGCUUCCACGAAAGCUACAACUUCAACAUGAAGUGCCCCACCCCUGGCUGCAACUCCCUUGGUCAUUUAACUGGAAAACAUGAAAGGCACUUCUCAAUAUCUGGAUGCCCACUCUACCAUAACUUGUCUGCAGAUGAGUGCAAGGUGAGAGCCAGCUCUCGCGGACAGGUGGAGGAGAGGACUCUAUCCCACCGGCAGGACGAAAACAGGCAUUCCACCCGCCACCAGACCCCCAUGGAGAGACAGAUGCAGUACAAGGAGAAGGUGACAGAGAUGAGGAAGAAGAGGAACUCGACUCUGCCGAAGGAACAGAAGGAGAAGCAUGUGGAUCAUCGGCAGAGCCAUGGCGCCAGUCGUGAGCCAAUUCUGGAGAACAUCACUAGUGAUUACGACCUGGAGCUCUUUCGAAAAGCCCAGGCACGUGCUUCGGACGAUCUUGAGAAACUUCGGCUCCAGGGCCAGGUCACUGAGGGCAGCAACAUGAUCAAGACCAUCGUGUUUGGACGCUACGAGCUGGACACUUGGUACCACUCUCCCUACCCGGAGGAGUACGCGCGCCUGGGUCGGCUCUACAUGUGCGAAUUCUGCCUCAAAUACAUGAAGAGUCAGACCAUCCUGCGUAGGCACAUGGCCAAAUGUGUGUGGAAACACCCACCAGGAGAUGAGAUCUACAGAAAAGGCACCAUUUCUGUCUUCGAGGUAGACGGCAAGAAAAAUAAGAUCUAUUGCCAGAACCUGUGUCUUCUGGCCAAGCUUUUUCUGGACCACAAGACGCUUUACUACGAUGUGGAGCCUUUUCUCUUCUACGUUAUGACUGAAGCAGACAACACUGGUUGCCACCUCGUGGGAUACUUCUCCAAGGAGAAGAAUUCAUUCCUGAACUACAAUGUUUCCUGUAUCCUCACGAUGCCUCAGUAUAUGAGACAGGGUUUUGGCAAGAUGCUGAUUGACUUCAGCUAUCUGCUGUCCAAGGUGGAGGAGAGGGUGGGUUCCCCAGAGAGGCCCCUCUCUGACCUGGGCCUCAUCAGCUACCGGAGCUACUGGAAGGAGGUCCUCCUACGCUACCUACACAAUUUCCAGGGCAAAGAGGUCUCCAUCAAAGAAAUUAGCCAGGAAACCGCAGUGAACCCAGUGGAUAUAGUUAGCACCUUGCAGUCCCUGCAAAUGCUGAAAUACUGGAAGGGGAAGCACUUGGUCUUAAAGAGACAGGACCUAAUUGAUGACUGGAAAGCCAAGGAGUCCAAGAGAGGGAACAGCAAGGCCAUUGACCCCGCUGCCUUAAAAUGGACACCACCUAAGGGCACCUAGGACAACACUGGACCCCUUCCCAACCCCUCUCCCUUCAGAUAGGAAUAGACCUCAGCGUUUAAGUAGCUCCUACACCAGUUGCUCCUUCAUUUCAGGCCUCGCUCGUGCAGUAGACUGUGUGUAGAGGUGAUUGUGUUGUACAAGAGGUGCUUCCUGCUGGCACAGAUGAUGCUAAUGCUUCACUUGACUUCUAAAGCUUCCUCGACUCUUGUGCACAGUAAAAACAGUGAUGCCGUAGGAGAACUCCAAGGAUGUGCUGUAUGGCUGUUAUAACUGCCACAGGAUAAAGAUGAUGCCAGUGGACCCAGUCAGAGACCCUUCCCACUCCCCCACCCCCUCCAUAGGGAUCACAGGGUGGAGGGUGCUUGUUUUUGUUUUGUUUGUUUGUUUGGUUGGUUGGUUGGUUGGUUUGGUUUUUGGACUCCUUACUUCUUUUUAAGGUGUGUCAUACUUGUUUGCAUACUUCACUCUUUUACAUUUUUAACAUUUUUUAAUUGAUUAUUCUUCUGUAUUUAAAUGUGAAUUGUAUGUCAUUCUGUAAUUAUGUAUUAUUAAUGAGGGUAUGUCACACAUUAAGUUCCCAGAAGACUAGGCCUAUAAUCAUGUCUGCUGAACCAUUGUUGUUGUUUUUAUUUUUAUUUUUGUUGUUCUUUUUACACAUUGACCCUUCACCUUUUUAUGUCAACAGUCUAUCACGAUUUUGUGUGGAAAUGGAAAGGCCUUUUCCCUCAAAAACUGCAUUAGUAUACCAUCCUUUUUUGUAUGCUAAACUCGUGCAUAUCAGGAUGUACACUAGACAGACUUGAAAGAAGAUGGGCACAGGAGGACCACUGGUGGUUUAUACGGUCACGGUUGAAAAAAAAGCCGUUUUUCAAUUAUGAAAGUCUUACUUAAUUCUUAAGUUUUGCUUCUUCCUCUUUAUUUAUAUUUGUUCUUCUUAUAUGCCAGAUAUAUUUUUACAUGUCAUUAACAUGUUUAGACUACUUCUGUGUGUUUUUAUCUGUAGGUCUUUAGAUUUUGUGGUUUCUGUUUCAAGAUUUUGUGGGGUUUGUUUUCCUUUUUGAAAUAAUUUAUGGAGAGUACAAUUUAUUGUCUUCUUAAAUGGAGUAUUUUAUAAAACAUAUAUGACAAUAAUGUCUUAUAUGACAUAUAAGACCUAUAAAAUAAUAAUGAUUGUCAGAGCCCACACUUUAGGCAAUACCUAUAUUUUAAGUGAAUACAUUUUAAUCUAAAUAUCGGAAUAAAUCAUUUAUUAUAAGGGUACAUAUUUUAAACGUUUUUCAACAAGCAGAGGGACCAUCUCUCAACAUUUGUACCCAUUCUAUUUUUAUGAUACAGAGUAAAAUGAAGCUUUAUGGUUCUCAUGAAAUCCCUGACUGUUACCUAUAUAUAUAAAAAAUCUGAUUUAAUAUUUAUUCACUCUUAUUGAAGUGCACAUGGAAAGAAACCUAUGGGGUCUACCUAUAGGAAAGGGUUUGGUGGCAUCACUGUAAAUAGCAGAGUGUUUAUGAGUUAAUAUCUAGAUUGUAAUUGCAUGUGUUCAGGCAUUUGACCACUUUCAGUUGACAGUGAAUCUUAUAAAACAUGUCUGAAUUCUAUCAACACAACAACCCGAGCAGUCUGAUUUGUGUCACUAUAGCAACUCUUACCAUAAGCAGCAUGCAUUUAGCAAUUUCUCCACUCUGGUGUUCUCCAGUGCAUCAUGAACCCUUUUUUUUUUUCAAAGAAUAUACUGUAGGCCUCUUCUGGGACAUUAUGCUGUUUUGUCUCUGAAAUUAAAAAUGGAAGUAGCUAAUGUAACUGUGUGCCGAUGGUCUUAUAUUUGCCAAAGUGACCAACUUCCCAGCAUGCAUUGGGGCUGGCUUUUUUUUCCGCUGCCAGUCUUUUCCCUGUUUUACCAGAUUGCAGUUUGCCUUGUGUGUCGGUGGCAGCUAUAGAAAGUGCACAGCUGAACUUGGCCUCUGAGCAGCUUGUGUUUUGCUAAAGAAACUUAUGCAGUUCUUCUCCAGACAGUGACAAAUCAACAGUGGUCAUCAUGAACGUGAACAAUGUCCCUGCCUAUUCAAAAUAUAUCUCCCUUUUGUAUGAGUGCACACCUGCUUAUUGCCUCCUAUCCAAUAAAACCUUUCAUUUCAAA
This is a messenger RNA of Sardina pilchardus (European sardine), 4184 nucleotides long. RefSeq names its product histone acetyltransferase KAT7-like. The coding region runs from base 194 to 2047 and encodes 617 amino acids. Gene Ontology annotation, cellular component: chromatin; nucleus. The transcript is spliced from 15 exons. NCBI's taxonomy places the organism in Eukaryota, Metazoa, Chordata, Actinopteri, Clupeiformes, Clupeidae. Gene Ontology annotation, biological process: negative regulation of DNA-templated transcription; positive regulation of transcription by RNA polymerase II. Gene Ontology annotation, molecular function: transcription coregulator activity; zinc ion binding; histone acetyltransferase activity. The record is from RefSeq and is a predicted model, not a curated record.